Molecule: messenger RNA, 1185 nt
Organism: Colletotrichum orchidophilum
Lineage: Eukaryota; Fungi; Ascomycota; Sordariomycetes; Glomerellales; Glomerellaceae
Exons: 7
Coding region: 1-1185 (394 amino acids)
Source: RefSeq, a predicted model, not a curated record
AUGCCAGUGGUGAACGGUGUUACCACUGUUCUCCAGCCUCCUCUGGGCUAUGUGGUUAACUUUGAUGAUCCCCAGCGACAGGCUGUGCCUGAAGCUUACUAUGUGGCUGGGUUCGGCACUGUUAUCAGUGUUUUGCUUAUGGGUCAGAGGCUGUACACCAAAGCCUUCUUGAUAGGCCGGCUGCAAUGGGACGAUGUUUUCCUUCUCCUGGCUUGGUUUACCUCAAUCGCAACCAUUGGAUUGUGCGUUCACAUGUUCGCAUAUGGCUCCGGAGGUGUCCAUGGAUGGGAGAUUUCGGUCGAAAAGUACAACGUUUACAUGAUGGAUGUCUUUCUCGCGGCCGCCAUCUACACCCUCUGCGGCAGUUUUGCCAAAGUAUCCCUCUUGAUCUUCUACUUUCGACUGUCCCCCCAGAUAUGGUUCAAGCAAGCGGUCUGGGUGUCCUUGGCCAUCAUUGCUGGUUACAGCAUUGGCAUCUUCUUUGCCCUCGUCUUCGCCUGUGACCCGAUCGCAAUGAGCUGGGAUGUGACCAUCUCAGAUGGCAAAUGCAUCAACCGACCAUCGCUGUACAUUGCGACUGCUGCAGCAAACAUCAUCUCCGACUUGAUCCUUUUCGCGCUCCCGAUUCCGAUCGUGGUGAAGCUACAAAUUCCGCGCAGGCAAAAAAUCGGCUUGUUCUUCAUUUUCGCAGUGGGAUCACUUACAGUAGUCACCUCCAUCGUCCGAGUCUCCCUUCUCCCAGCCAUGCUAACGACUUUGGACCAAAGUUGGGUCAUCGCCUGGGCCAGUUUGUGGAUUAUCGUCGAAGCGAAUUUAGUCGUCAUCUGCGCCGCUCUACCGACCAUACGAAAGUUCUUCCGACACGUCGCACCCAAGAUCAUUGGCGAAAGCACUUAUGGGAAGGGAACCAAGACAAUCGGCGGCACUGGGAGCAAACCCAUAUCCCGAUUGACAAUUGGUGGUACAAACGGAACAAGGAAUCGGGCCGAGUAUUCGCAAUUCGAUCGCGAAAUUACAGGCGAGGCGUUUGUGAUGGCCAACAUGGGGACCAACAAGCCAGUGGCUAUCGCCACUGGCAAUAGCGAGAACGAUCCAACGGAAGAUGAUUCCUCAGAAAAGGCCAUUGUGCAAGGGAACAAUAUUGUACAAACGAAGACGAUCACGGUGGAAUAUAGUCCGAAAUAG